AUGCCGCGUGCGUUCCUCAUCAAGAAGAAACAGCAGUGUGCUCGCAAUGGACUAUCGCUUUCCAAAGCCAGUUGGACAGACGAUGAUUCGAAUGACAUUGACGAAAUGGAUAAUUCCCGACCGCAGUUUACCCCGCUGACGAUUGUUUCCAAAGAUGCUAAGGGCGCAUAUGAUUUGAGUAUGAAGCCAAAGAAUAUAGACGAGAACUCCAGCGAUAGCGAGCGGGGAUUGUCGGUGUCUCCCAGGCCAACAAUGAAUCUUUCUUCUCAUCAACCGGGGGCAUUGGUGGCUCCAAAAGCAAUCAAACCUUCUCCUAAGUCAAUCGAAGAGAUGGCUGCCGCGAGGUCUCAGUGGCAAAAGCACGUGAUGUCCUCCUACCUUCCUUUCAACUACCCUGUGUAUCCUUAUCCUGGGAAACCAGAAGUGUAUCCUUACAACUCCGGCUACCACCAGAGUGCUCUGGCGCCCCCACCUCUUGUACCACUCAAUUCUUCCAAUAGUGACCGCUACUCCCCAUCGAGGGAAAGGUUCGAAACAGCAAUGCCGAGAACUUUCAACACGUCAGCCAGUCCAUCUCCACCUACAGUCUACCCCGGAUGGUAUUCUGAUGGCCACGACUCUGGCCUCGCCUCUUCCCCUAGUCCAAGUUCCGAAGACGGCGAUCUCGUCUUGUCAAAAGCUAAUCCGACUCGAUACCAGUGCCCGGACUGCAACAAGAGCUAUUCCACCUACAGCGGACUGUCGAAACACAGGCUGAUGCACUGUGCCACACAGGCAAAGAAGUCCUUCGGCUGCAAGUACUGCGACAAGGUUUACGUCUCCCUGGGGGCUCUUAAGAUGCACAUCAGGACGCAUACUUUGCCAUGCAAGUGCAAGCUUUGUGGCAAGGCCUUCUCCAGGCCUUGGCUUCUGCAAGGACACAUUCGCACCCAUACUGGCGAGAAGCCCUUUUCCUGCCCCCACUGUAGUAGAGCUUUUGCUGAUAGGUCCAAUCUGAGGGCCCACCUCCAAACACAUUCUGAGGUGAAAAAGUACCGAUGCAAAACAUGCAGUAAGACUUUUUCAAGGAUGUCAUUGUUGUUGAAACACGAAGAUGGCGGUUGCGCAGGCGCAGCAGCACCUCAAAUUCAACAGCAGCUGCCCUCGAACUCACCUGUGAACUUUGCUUAA
Molecule: messenger RNA, 1170 nt
Organism: Uloborus diversus
Lineage: Eukaryota; Metazoa; Arthropoda; Arachnida; Araneae; Uloboridae
Product: protein snail homolog Sna-like
Exons: 2
Coding region: 1-1170 (389 amino acids)
Biological process (GO): regulation of DNA-templated transcription
Molecular function (GO): RNA polymerase II cis-regulatory region sequence-specific DNA binding; DNA-binding transcription factor activity, RNA polymerase II-specific
Source: RefSeq, a predicted model, not a curated record